GAUAAUAGAAAAAUGCUUGUGUUUCCUCGCAUUUCUUAAUUACAGUUAAAGGCUAAGAAAAGUAAUUGAGACAAAAUGGAAAAUGAAACACAACAGAAAAUAGAUUGUGAGAUGAAAACUGAUCUCAAUUUGUUACUUGAGUGUCUGAAGUAUCAAAUGGACCAUCCUGUUUCUCAAAAGGAAGCCUUGGUUACCAUUUAUUCAGCUUGUCAACACAACAGUAAUGCAACGGAUUAUUUUCAAGAAAUUGGUGGUUUGCUCUUUGUAUAUAACCUGGCAAAAUCAAGCAAGUACAGUAUGGUAAAGGAAGCUGCUUUAUUCACAUUAGGAGGUUUAGCGGAGAGUAACGGUAACACACACGUUUAUUCUUCUCAUAUUUUUGUCAUAUUUUUAAAUCAUUGUGUUCCUCUUUGUCCAUUUCUGCCAAAUAUGUGGUUUUGUAUGUAAUUAAAUCUGUUUAACAACUUGCAAAAUUUAUGUUACAUCUCAUUAUGUAAGGAUGCUCACCGACUAGAGGAAUAUUCAUAGAUGAGUCAUUACCACUAGCUUUUAAUACUUCUUAACUGGUUAUAACUAUAUGAGAAAAGCAAGAGAAGAGUAAGAGUCCUCAACAGAUAUUAUCAAGAUAAUUUAUUGUGAGAAAAAUGAGGUUCAAACCAAAUAAUAAUGGUGAACCCAAUGGCCGGCCUUGGGUUCGUACAUUACUAUCACAGAAGGAUCUUAUAAUGAGCCGUAUUGUGCUUUUAUCCUUUUUACUAUGAUGCAAUGUGUUUUAAACUUUUUAAAAAUGUAACUGUUUAUUUUUAAUGUUUUCCUAUUAAAUAGGUUUUAACUGUAUUUUAUUUUAAUUUGUUGCUAGAUGCCAUGUGUCCGAUACUGGGAGAAAGGUGGGGAAAAAUAUGAAUACUGCUCAGAAUUAGUGCCACUGAACUAAGCUCCACUGAACACAGUGAGCUCACGUUUGAGAAAACAUGCAUUGGGUUACAUUUAUUUAUUGACUGGUUUUAUAGCCUGCCUUUCUUCCAGCUCAGGACUCAAGUUAGCUUAAUUACAUGGAAUAAGAAGUCUUAAUAUUGUUAAUAUCACUAGAUGCCCAUGCAAUCAAUUGUACAUAGCCUCAACAUAUAGGACAAAAGAAGUGGUGCUCCCUGG
This is a messenger RNA of Sceloporus undulatus (fence lizard), 1152 nucleotides long. Its product is annotated as telomere repeats-binding bouquet formation protein 1-like. The transcript has 3 exons. Bases 76 to 447 code for a protein of 123 amino acids. NCBI's taxonomy places the organism in Eukaryota, Metazoa, Chordata, Lepidosauria, Squamata, Phrynosomatidae. Gene Ontology annotation, biological process: homologous chromosome pairing at meiosis; meiotic attachment of telomere to nuclear envelope. The record is from RefSeq and is a predicted model, not a curated record.